This is a messenger RNA of Theobroma umbraticum, 1218 nucleotides long. RefSeq names its product farnesylated protein-converting enzyme 2 (gene FACE2). NCBI's taxonomy places the organism in Eukaryota, Viridiplantae, Streptophyta, Magnoliopsida, Malvales, Malvaceae. Gene Ontology annotation, biological process: CAAX-box protein processing. Gene Ontology annotation, molecular function: metalloendopeptidase activity. Gene Ontology annotation, cellular component: endoplasmic reticulum membrane. The record is from RefSeq and is a predicted model, not a curated record.
UUGUUUUCAUUUAAAUAUUAUUUCGUGUUAAAAUUUUAAAACAAAACUAUAAUGGAAGGCAAAAUGUCGUUAACCCGAGCCCGCGAGCUUCGCUGCAAAGUAAUCCAGACAUAAAGGUCCAAAAUCCAAAAACCACCCAAGCAAGAAUCGCCAGAUUCCGACCCACCCAGUCCUCCCAAGGUCAAAACCCGAAACCAUCGAACCGGAAGCAGUUGACAUUUCCCAUUCUCUCUUCCUCUCUCCCGCGCCCCAGGCUGCCGCCACCGUAAUCCAAUCAUGGAAGAGAACCAAGGGAGCUUAUCAAAGCCAGUGGCGGUGAUGGCCUGCACCGCCAUGACAUUGUUUUACGUUGCUAUCCUUUAUGCUCCUACUUUGAUCCUCCGCCUUCCGCCUCCCCAGUCCUUCAAGAAUUUCAUGAUCCGACGAUUCGUUUGUGCCGCCGUUUCUUCCGUCGCGUCCGUUAUCUUCGUUCCUCUUAUCCUUCCAAUAAGGAGUCUGGAGGCAUCUUUUUUAUUUGGGGUUUAUGGCAUUCGAUCGGAUCAUCUUUGGCAAGCGGUGGUCUUUCCUCUUUUCUUGACUUCUCUUAUGUAUGUUGGAUCUUUGAUGCUCAAGUCUAUCUUAUUGGUGAAUAAAUGGAAUCAGCAUAGGAAUCAAGAUGGCAGGCCAUUGUUCGAUUAUAUCAAAAGUACCGUCCUAAGCUUCCCCAGCCAGAUGUCAUCAGUUGCUUCCAAUGUUUUAUUCUGGCGAAAUUUUGUUGUGGCACCAUUAACAGAGGAGUUGGUGUUUAGAGCGUGUAUGAUUCCUUUACUUCUUUGCGGGGGAUUUAAAGCGUACAAUGUCGUUUUUGUCUGCCCUACUUUCUUCAGUUUAGCUCAUUUGAACCAUAUGAUGGAGAUCUAUAGCCGGCAAAACUAUAGCUUGCUUAAAGCCUCAAUGGUUGUAGGUCUCCAGCUGGGCUACACUGUGAUCUUCGGUUCCUAUGCUUCAUUUCUCUUCAUUCGAACAGGGAACCUUGUUGCUCCUUUAGUUGCCCAUAUAUUUUGCAAUUAUAUGGGAUUGCCAGUGUUGUUUGUACAGAGGAAAGGGCUAGUUAGCGUGGCAGUUGUAGCUGGAAUGAUAUCCUUUGCAUGGCUUCUGUUUCCUAUAACACGGCCUGAUUUGUACAACAACAGAACAAAUAAUUGCAGAUGUUGGCAAGGAUAUUGUUCAUGGAGUUAA